Messenger RNA from Sphenostylis stenocarpa, 903 nucleotides. The record is from the annotation of a GenBank genome assembly. NCBI's taxonomy places the organism in Eukaryota, Viridiplantae, Streptophyta, Magnoliopsida, Fabales, Fabaceae.
AUGGCUUUCCUUCGAUCCACCUUUGCCACCUCCAUGCUUCUUUUAACAGUCCUAGUCGUUGUCUCCGCAACUGACUACUAUGGAUAUGGUUCAGCACCAGAUGUUCAGAAGCCCGACCUCAAAACAGAUUACAACCCUACAAAAUCAGAUGAUCUUGGAGUCUCCAAACCCAAAACAGAUUACUAUGACAAUGGAUAUGGUCCAGCACCAAAGGCUAAGGUCCCCAAACCCAAAACUGAUUACAAAGUUGACGCACCCCAACUCACCAAACCAGAUUAUUCUGACAAUGGAUAUGCUUCAGCACCAAAGGUUGAGAUCCCCAAACCCACAACAGUUUACAAAGUUGACGCACCCCAACCCACCAAACCAGAUUAUUCUGACAAUGGAUAUGGUCCAGCACCAAAGGUUGAGAUCCCCAAACCCAAAACAGAUUACAAAGUUGACACACCCCAACCUACCAAACCAGAUUAUUAUGAAGUUCCCGCAACCAUUGGUGUCCAAGGAGUUGUUUUAUGUAAAUCAGGCUCCAACUAUACCCCAAUUCAAGGAGCCGUGACAAGAAUUACAUGUGGAUGUGAGGAUGAACUUGGUGGGUACGAGACAGGUUCUAUAUCAGUAUUGAGCCAUGCGACAGAUAGUAAAGGUUAUUUCUAUUCCACCAUAUCACUUUCGGAGCUUGUAUCCAAUUUGAAGGUUACUGAAUGCAAGGCAUACUUGGAAAGUUCUCCAUUAGAGACAUGCAAAGUUCCCACCGAUGUGAACUACGGAACCAGUGGUGCUCCCCUUUCUUCUUAUCGCCUCCUUGAAAAUAAGACCCAAUUGUACACUGUGGGACCUUUCUUCUACACCUCUCAACCUGCUACAUCCCAACCUGCUACACCACUCCCCAACAACGGUUAUUGA